Molecule: messenger RNA, 1095 nt
Organism: Pyrus x bretschneideri (Chinese white pear)
Lineage: Eukaryota; Viridiplantae; Streptophyta; Magnoliopsida; Rosales; Rosaceae
Product: transcription factor bHLH139-like
Exons: 5
Coding region: 1-1095 (364 amino acids)
Biological process (GO): regulation of transcription by RNA polymerase II
Cellular component (GO): nucleus
Molecular function (GO): protein dimerization activity; DNA-binding transcription factor activity, RNA polymerase II-specific; RNA polymerase II cis-regulatory region sequence-specific DNA binding
Source: RefSeq, a predicted model, not a curated record
AUGGAGGAUAUUGGAGCUGUUUCAGAGGGAGAAUGGACCUCUCUCAGUGGGAUGUACACUGCUGAGGAGGUAGAUUUCAUGUCCCAGUUGCUUGGAAAUUCUUCAAACCGGACAUCAAGCAUGGGAAUAAUUCCAGAGGCUUUUUGGCCUGGAGGCUACUAUGAAGGUGCACUUUAUUGUUCAUCAGAAACUUCUGAUUCAAAUUCACAAGAGGGUAAUUUGAGUGGUGGUACUAGGACUUUUUACCCCACUUCAAGCAAUGAGAGUUACUACUUGAAUGAAUCUUCUCAACCCAUGUUGGCAACAAACAAUAAUAACAUCUCUAUGUCUAUUGAUUUUGAUGCUGGGGAUGUGAUCAAAACCCUAAAUUCCUAUCUCAUUGAAGGAGAUCAUGAUCAAUGCUUGAACCAAGAAACAAGUGAAGGCAAUCCAGAAGAGUGUGGCAGAAACCCAGCUGAAGCUGUGGCUCUUGGCAAUCAGAAAUUUGAUAUGACUGCUGCACAAGAACAAUCCUUGGAGGAAAUUAACCCCACCAAGAAUUCAUUGAAAAGAUCUCAAGGCUUAGAAAAUGUUCAAAUGAAAAAGAUGAACAUAAAGGCAAAGAAGAGCCGGCAGGUGACAACUAGCAACAAUGAAGAAGACUGUACUACUGCCGGGCUCAACAGACAGAGCUCCAGUUGCUGCUCAGUGGAAGAUCAGUCCAAUGUUGCCUCACAUUCCCAUGAGAAUUCACAGGAGCUGAGUGGAGGGGUUAGUGUUACUUCAACUUCAAACCUGAGUCCAACAGUUGCAGCUCUCAACUUGAGUGGCAAAUCAAGAGCUAGAAGGGGGUCAGCCACUGAUCCCCAAAGCCUCUACGCAAGGAAAAGAAGAGAGAAAAUAAAUGAGAGACUGAGAGUCCUGCAGGGCCUUGUGCCCAACGGAACAAAGGUUGAUAUUAGCACAAUGCUUGAGGAAGCUGUCCAUUAUGUGAAGUUUUUACAACUCCAAAUUAAGCUGUUAAGCUCUGAUGAUAUGUGGAUGUAUGCUCCCAUCUGUUACAAUGGAAUGGACCUGGGGCUUGAUCCGAAGCUCACCACACUACAGCAAUCAUAA